Messenger RNA from Solanum tuberosum (potato), 1311 nucleotides. Its product is annotated as methionine gamma-lyase. NCBI's taxonomy places the organism in Eukaryota, Viridiplantae, Streptophyta, Magnoliopsida, Solanales, Solanaceae. Gene Ontology annotation, biological process: transsulfuration. The record is from RefSeq and is a predicted model, not a curated record. Gene Ontology annotation, cellular component: cytoplasm. Bases 65 to 1294 code for a protein of 409 amino acids. Gene Ontology annotation, molecular function: pyridoxal phosphate binding; carbon-sulfur lyase activity. The transcript is spliced from 2 exons.
UAAAUCAGAACAAAACGCUGUCGUUUUAGACAAGCAGAGACCGGCUAACGUGGCUCAAAAAUCAAUGAAGCACCACCUCAUAUUGGAGGAUCCAGCGGCGGCGUUAGCAAAUGUCCGCCACGAAUUCGGCGAGCACGGCGGCGUUAACAUGUCCAUCGAAGCCUCCAUCACCUUCACCGUCAUGGAGCCGGAGAAUUUAAGCCGCAUGUUCGCCGGCGAACUCGGACCUGACCGCGAUUUCUUCAUCUACAGCCGUCACUUAAAUCCAACAGUCCUCAAUUUGAGCCGGCUUAUGGCGGCUCUCGAGGGCACCGAGGCUGCUUACUGCACAUCCUCUGGCAUGUCGGCGAUAUCAUCGGUGCUGCUCCAGCUUUGCAGUUCCGGCGAUCACAUCGUUGCUUCCCGUUCGUUGUACGGCGGGACAUAUGCUUUGCUCACGCAUUUUUUGCCAAAGGCGUGUAAUAUAACGACGUCGUUUGUGGAUAUUAGGGAUUUGAAUAUGGUUGAGGAAGCAAUUGUGGAAGGGAGAACGAAGGUGUUGUACUUUGAAUCAAUUUCUAAUCCGACGUUGAUGGUUACCGAUAUUCCGGCGUUGUGCAGGAUAGCGCAUAGUAAGGGAGUAUUUGUAGUGGUGGAUAAUACAUUUGCUCCGAUGGUAUUGUCCCCGGCGAGAUUGGGCGCUGAUGUGGUUGUUCAUAGUAUUUCCAAAUAUAUUAGUGGGGCUGCCGAUGUUAUUGCAGGUGCAGUUUGUGGACCGGCAAGUCUGAUUAACUCCAUGAUGGAUCUUCGUGAAGGGUCACUUAUGCUACUAGGCCCAACCAUGAAUGCUAAGAUCGCGUUCGAGCUUUCAGAGAGACUUCCUCACUUGGGCUUAAGAAUGAAAGAGCAUAGUAAUCGAGCUCUUGUUUUCGCUACUAGAAUAACCAAGCUUGGGCUCAAAGUCAUUUACCCAGGCCUAGAAAACCAUCCAGAUCAUGGCCUUCUCAAGUCCCUAGCCAAUGAAGACUAUGGCUAUGGGGGGAUUUUGUGUGUUGACAUGGAAACUGAAGAAAAGGCUAAUUGUUUAAUGAAUGUUUUACAAAAUUGUACUCAAUUUGGGCUUAUUGCAGUGAGUUUGGGUUAUUAUGAGACACUCAUGUCAUGUUCGGGCAAUAGCACAAGUAGUGAAAUGAACAAUCAAGAGAAGGAGUUGGCUGGGAUUUCACCUGGAUUAGUGAGAAUGUCAAUUGGCUAUAAUGGUACAUUGGAGCAAAAAUGGAGCCAACUUGAGAAAGCAUUGUCACAAAUGCAAUAGAAAAUGACAUUACAAAG